GAAGUGGAACUAGCCUCGGACUAGCAUGCAUAAGAUGUUCGACAGAUAUAGAAUCCAUACCUGUGGACCUAUUAACUGAUAAGUUUUUAAUGACGUGAAAGACCUCAUGGGUCUUAAUUGAGCACACCUCUUCAACAUUGUUCACUUGACAGCGUUCCGUUAGUACACAGUUAAAAAGAUUUUCGUAAUGCUGUUGCCAGAAAGCAGCUAUUGCAUUAGCUCCCGAGAAGCCAUCAAUCGAGCAAGACUGCCAUCACAUGCUUCAAGUUUCAUUGCAGACAUCAAGCCUCAGUCUACAUUGAUUGAUGCUGGGCUGCAAGCCUGCUACUAAGGUCUGUUAAUACUCCAGCAAUGACGGCUACCGUUAGAGGGCGCUAGAGUCAAUGUUUUCAGUGAACCACUGCUCCGGAAGCACUCUCUCUAGACUUAACCGGGACUUGCCGUUCUUUCGUUUUCCCUACUCACCUAACGAGCUCCUUCAAAGUAUUCUCAUCGGGCCAACCCAAUCAAAAACAUCCAGCUAAAGAGUAGAGACGUGGAAGACCAGGUGAGGAAAUCCAGGCCACGACGAGCGACUGAAAAAACACAAGAAAAUGAGGUGUCCCGUGGACGUCAAGAUGAAAACGCUUCGCCCUCAGAAGCACGAUCCCCUCAUCAAUCAGGAGGAGGAGCCAGAGACCUCCAACAUUAAAGAAGAAAAUCAGGAAGAUGAAAUCCCCAAGUCUCCAAUGACUGUCAGUGUGACGAGUGAAGAAGGCGAAGUUCCAAGCAAAGAGAGCGGAGUAGCGAAACCUUCGAGUGACAGCUCAUUUCAACACCUGACAACAAAAGGAGAGGCACGAUCGCAAUCUGACGACGUCACAGUGGAAGACCUUCACCCAGAGAAGCACGAUCCCCACCACGUUGAACAGGAGGAGUCGGAGAUGCCGUACAUUAAACAGGAGGCGGAGCCAGAGACCCCCAGCAUGAAAGAACAGGAAGAUAAAAUCCCCAAGUUUCCAAUGACUCUUAGCAGGAAGAGUGAAGAGGAUGACGGUCCAAGCGAAGAGCGCAGAGCAGCGCAAUUAGCGAGAAGUAACUUGUUUCAACACCUGACAACAAAAGGUGAGGGACGAUGGCAACCGGACGAUCUCUUAGCGCCACUCUCGGACAGCGACGACGUAACAUCACAGUCUUCUGACGAUAUCACCGAUAAGGAGGAUGUUGACUUUGAUGCUUCGAAAUCCUUAAAAAAGUCAUCACUGAAAAGAGACGGAAAAGAACGCGCGGGUGGGAAACCUUUUCCCUGCUCACAUUGCGAUUCAACAUUCAGCACCAAGCAAUAUUUAAUCAUACACACACGCACACACACAGGAGAAAAGCCUUUCGUCUGCACAUUUUGUGGUAAAAGAUUCACCCAGAAGGGAAGUUUAAAUGUACACAAAAGAACACACACUGGAGAGAAGCCUUUCGUCUGCUCUCUUUGCGAUAAAAGAUUUUGUACGAACCAAGAGUUAACAAUACACACGAGUACACACACUGGAGAGAAGCCUUUUAUCUGCACAUUUUGUGGUAAAAGAUACACCCAGGAGGGAAAUUUAAAACGACACGAAAGAACACACGAGCUUAAUUUAACGACACACACAAGAACACAUACUGGAGAGAAGCGCUUUCUUUGUACAUUUUGUGGUAAAAGAUUUUAUACGAAGCAAGCGUUUACAACACACGCGAGUAUACACACAGGAGAAAAGCCUUUUGUCUGCACAUUUUGUGGUAAAGGAUUCACCCAGAAGGGAAAUUUAAAUGUUCACUCAAGAACCCACACUGGAGAGAAGCCUUUCGCCUGCUCUCUUUGCGAUACAAGAUUUCGUGCAAAGCAACAGUUAAUAAGACACACGCACACACACACAGGAGAAAAGCCUUUUUUCUGCACAUUUUGUGGCAAAAGAUUCACCCAGAAGGGAAAUUUAAAAGUACACGAAAGAACACACGAGCUUUAUUUAACGACACACACUAGAACACAUACAAAAGAGAAGCGCUUUCUUUGUACAUUUUGUGGUAAAAGAUUUUGUACGAAGCAAGCGUUUACAACACACGCAAGUAUACACACAGGAGAAAAGCCUUUUGUCUGCACAUUUUGUGGUAAAAGAUUCACCCGGAAGGGAAAUUUAAAUGUACACAAAAGAACACACACUGGAGAGAAACCUUUCGUCUGCUCUCUUUGCGAUAAAAGAUUUUGUACGAAGCAAGAGUUAACAAAACACACGUGGACACACACUGGAUAGAAGCUUUUUGUCUGCACAUUUUGUGGUAAAACGUUCACCCUGGAGGGAAAUUUAAAAGAACACGAAAGAACACACAAGCUUGAUGUAACGACACAUGCAAGAACACACACACGUAUCUAAGUAGUUUGAUUUUGUCAUUGCAUUAUAACAUAUUUAAAUGCUAGUUUUACAUUUGGAGGUGUUAGACGACAACUGAAAACUAUGUAAACUGUUACGCAGAAGGGAACUUUCCCAUGUGGAGUGAAAGUUUCAUGUUUGUGUUAGCAUUUGCACGAAAAAUUGACUUUUACAUGUGAUUUGGGUUUUUCUUUUUUUCACAAGAAUCCUUUUUUUUUCCAGAGAACGUCUAGAUUUCCUUGAUUCACUUACCUGUGGUAAUAUCUAAGAUAACACCAUGUAUAACAUAGUUUGUUCCCAAGUUCUAAAUGGCACAUCCUAGUUUGUUUCGUCGCGUUGACAUAUAAAAACACUGGUGUUUCCCAAAAGGUUUGAGGUCACGACUUUA
Messenger RNA from Corythoichthys intestinalis (scribbled pipefish), 2769 nucleotides. RefSeq names its product gastrula zinc finger protein XlCGF57.1-like. NCBI's taxonomy places the organism in Eukaryota, Metazoa, Chordata, Actinopteri, Syngnathiformes, Syngnathidae. The record is from RefSeq and is a predicted model, not a curated record. Bases 594 to 2264 code for a protein of 556 amino acids. The transcript has 5 exons. Gene Ontology annotation, cellular component: nucleus. Gene Ontology annotation, biological process: regulation of transcription by RNA polymerase II. Gene Ontology annotation, molecular function: RNA polymerase II cis-regulatory region sequence-specific DNA binding; DNA-binding transcription activator activity, RNA polymerase II-specific.